AAGGCGCGAUCAGUGACGCGUGAAUCGUCGAGCCGAGCAAACCAAAAACCAAAAAUGAGUGUGGAUCAACGACUCAACUGGCUGUCAGUGAAUCGAGGACAUUUACGUCUUCUGCUGGACAUUAUCCUGCUGGGCAGCCUUCUUCUGCUGUCCCGGAAUGUGAGACGCCUUUCGGGAGCUGCCACAAAGCGCGGCUUCUUCUGCGACGACGAGUCGCUCAUGUAUCCCUACAAGGAGAACACAGUGACGUCCAGCAUGCUGCACUGGAUCAGCUUGUAUCUGCCAGUCGCUGCACUUGUGAUCAUCGACACCUUUCGCUGCUGGCGUCGUGUUGCCGCUGGAAACUGCCGUUGGCAGCAAUUUUGGCCUGUGUUCAAUACUGUGCGCUGGUUCCUCUUUGGCCAUGUAGUGGAGCAGUUCAUCAAGGACAUGGGCAAGCAAGUGAUCGGACGACUGCGUCCGCAUUUCUUUGACGUGUGUCGCUCCCAGCUGGCCGAUGGUGGCACCUGUUUGGAUGAGGCACAUCGCCACGGUGGCGUCUAUCAUAUGGACUACACUUGCCACUCGGCGGAUGCCACGCCCGAGAUGCUGCGCGAUAUGAAUGUCUCGUUUCCCAGCGGCCAUUCCAGCAUGGCCUUCUAUGGCCUCGUGUUUAUGGCUCUAUAUUUGCAAAGCAUUCGCUUGUCGCCGUCGUCCACAUUGCUGCGUCCCUUGUGCCAGCUGGUGUGCGUUGCACUUGCCACAUUUGUCGGCCUUAGCCGUGUCAUGGAUUACAAACACCAUUGGUCGGAUGUUGUGGCCGGUUCACUGCUGGGCGCCAGCGUUGCCCUUGCGGUUGUCCGUGGAGCGGUGCAGCAGCAUCGAUUGCAUCUGCAGGCUGCAACUGCAAAAGGACCUCAAAGUGCUGCAGUUGCAAGUGGAGGCAAUGUGGAGGCAGUGGCAACGGCAACGGCAACGGCAACAGCAACGGAGCAGCUGCCGCAUGAUUUGUGUGAAGUCACUUGCCACAGUAGCAAUUAGUUUCGUUUCGUUUCGUUUUGCAUUGUAGCUUUAAGUUCUCAUAAUUAGCAUAGCGAUAAGUUUGAGCAUAACGAAAAUUCAUUGAUUUUGUAUUCACUUUUUCAUCACUCGCAUUUAAUUAAAAUUCAAAGCAACGUC
Molecule: messenger RNA, 1158 nt
Organism: Drosophila nasuta
Lineage: Eukaryota; Metazoa; Arthropoda; Insecta; Diptera; Drosophilidae
Product: putative phosphatidate phosphatase
Exons: 1
Coding region: 55-1020 (321 amino acids)
Biological process (GO): phospholipid dephosphorylation; signal transduction; phospholipid metabolic process
Cellular component (GO): plasma membrane
Molecular function (GO): phosphatidate phosphatase activity
Source: RefSeq, a predicted model, not a curated record